AUGGGUUACAACUGGGGCUAUAGUAAAACAGGAAGAACCCUCACUGGCAAGACUUAUGAAAACCACAUACAGACUUUUACUAGAAAGAGUUGUUCAGAUAAUAUUCCAAACCUUUUAUUCGGAGAAAGAUAUUCAAAUAAUCCUAGCAAUACUCGAAAUGCUUCUGAUGUUGCUUUGAAGAACUUUGGUUGUGAAAUUUGUGAUAAACGAUUCAGAUCUUUAUUACAUCUUCAAAUUCAUAUGCGGAUCCAUACUGGAGAGAAACCAUAUCAAUGUGUACUGUGUUUAAAGCGCUUCAGGCAACAACAACAUCUUAACACACAUAUGAAGGGAGUGCAUAAACAGACAAGUUAG
Messenger RNA from Owenia fusiformis, 354 nucleotides. The record is from the annotation of a GenBank genome assembly. Lineage: Eukaryota; Metazoa; Annelida; Polychaeta; Sabellida; Oweniidae.